GUGGAUGGAGCCAGUCUAGUCAAAAUGUUUACUGGUUAGGCUUACCAUGGAGCUACAUAUAAAAAAGUGAUAACAAAAUAGGUACAAAACUACAACUUAUUAUAAAAGUGUUCAAGAUUUGCUGUUAUCCGAGACCUAAACCCAGUUGACAUGGCAGAUCGAUGGCUGCAGAAGGAGCUGGAAUUGAAUGAAAAGCACGAAGAAAUAUUAGCAAGACGUGAGGCGCUUUUGAGACAGGCCGAGAUUCGUCUGGGUGACAGCCAAGAUCUAAGUGCAUCAGUUGCACAUCACUGGGGCCAGGCUAAACAAAGGAACCAGGAAUUGUUAGAAGAGAUUGCUCAGUGCCAGACUGAUGCUAAGAUACAGGCAGCCAAACCUUUGUCUGUGGCCCUGACAACACUCAAGGAAAGGUACUGGGACAUGGUGGAAAAGGAGAUGCCAGAGUGGAAGGAAGAGGUGAAGAAAGCCGCCAAGAGGGACAGGAGCAAUCCCCCCAGUGCCAGGUAGCCUAGAAGAACAGGAGGUGCAACUCUAGUUCCUCCAACGUCCGAUUCAUCACCUGAGCUCUUGUGGUGCUGCUGGGAAUCACUGGGCCUUCUCACCAGCCGUCGGCAGUCUCCUGAGAGGUGCAGAAGAGGUGGUGGCCCUCGCAGUGUCCAAUGGCAAACCCAAAAUUGAGUGGUGCAUCAUGGAACUAGCCUUGACCUCCAAGAAAUGGUUAUUCCUCAGAUCCUGAAAGGCUCUCAAAAUGUCCGAAACAUACAUGUAAUUCCACCCCAGGAGCAUUGAUCCCUUUACUCGUCUCUAAUGGCAACAAUAGCAACAACAGCAGUGACCAUUAGUGUAUUAUUUGACCAAGUACCAUGAAAGUUGUAGGAACAGUUCUUUGAGACAUCCUGGUGGAGAUGAGUUGUACUUUAAGAAAAUUUUGAACAAUUAAUUGCCAAGGAGUGCGAUUGAAUAACCUCCCCCCAAAACACUGAAGUUACAUAAUAAAUACAAAUUACAUAAUACAUGUUUACACUGUGUCUGUUUUAAAACCAAAACCUCAAAGAAAAAAUGAACAAGAUUUACUCCCAAAAGGCCUGUUUGAUGCAUUCCCAAGCUCUCCAGGCCUGUAGUCUGUAGUCUUGACCACAAGAAAGAGGGUCAUGAUUGUUUCACGAACCCAGCUACAUUUAGGAGGAAAGAGAACAACCAUCAGCUGUUUGGGAACCAAUACCAAAACAGAUCUGUCUGGUGAGAAGCUGCCAAAAGGGGAAUCUUCCUGUUGGAAGGUAGGCCCGCUGAGUGGAGCAUGUCUUUCAAGAAAUGUCUCCACAAUGCAUGUUUGAAAUGCGCCACAUUCCUAAUACCCGGAACAUCCUGUGACCAUUUCUGCGUGGCACAAAAACAUUCUCUAAUGGGCAUCAUCCUAUCAUGUUUUUCCAUAUAAAAUAACAUGCCAAGGUCUUGAUGGGGCUGUAAUGUAUCUUUCCUCUCUUUUAGUCUGUCUGCAGUACUAGCAAGUGAUUGUAAUUUGUUCAUAAUGAGAUCCUCACCAGAGGUUUGGAUGUGGGUGAGAGACUGUGACAAAACAGUCCUUUUUGGAGAUUAGCUACAUUCCCUGAGUCUUUGUGUGGAAGACUGGAACACAUUCGAUGCAUUGUUAAAGAAUAUGGUUGAUUUAAUUUAAAUGAAAUACAUGUACAUGUAUUUAUGUUUUAACAAAUCUAGGUGUAAGUACUCGGCAACUUAAGCAUACAGGGACACGGGCUCCUGUGUGUUGAUGGUAUGAGCCCAAGCACAUGUUGUAUGCAAUAUUUGUAUUUAAUCUAGUAUUUUCUGCUGUGUCCUCCGCAGCUCACGCUGAUGCCAUUUAUUGAUGGAAGUGACCUUUAUGCGAUUGAUGUGCUGCAUAUUAUUAAGUGGCAGAUUCAAAUCCAGUGCAGUUGAAAGUUAAAUAUUAAAGGUGGAUGGUAUUUUAUGAUGUAUUUAGGGAAGAAAAAUGAGCAUUUUCAGACAUAAACAGCUCAAAGACUUUCACAAACCAGUCAAGCGGAAUGUCAGUAGGCAGUGCACAAUUGCCAAUCCUUUCAGCAUUCCAAAUCUUUUCAAAACGCUCCCUUGUGUGCCGCUGUCACAUUUUUUGAAUGAAAACAUCUAUUAGUGUUGACCGGGAAUCCAGUACAAUAGAGUGUGGGUGUUUGCUAUCUGUAUACACCUGUUGGCAUUACAAAGGCAGAAAAAUACUGUUACUAAGUAGGGAUAUUUGUACGUGAGCGUUUUCGUGUACAUGUGGAAAAACAAAUUUCAUUCGGGAGUUUGUACACACCAUGAAAUUUCAGGCAUGUUUGUAUAUACAUGUAAGGCGGAAGUGCAUAUACUGUACAUGGUUGAUUGGUACAUUUCCCCUCCUGUUUUAGGACAUUAGAAUAAUGAAGUUGUAAUGGCCCAAGGAUGUAUUUAGAAUUUGUGGGUGGGAUUUGUCAGGAUGUUUGUUGCAUGAGCAAAUGACGGAUGCCAUUGCAAUAUGUUUUAAAUGAUCUCUCCUUUGGUAAUCUACAUACAUGUACACCAACCCUUAAGAUACCUGUCUCAUCAUGUAACCCAGAAAAUGAUGCUAUUUUCCUCCUUCAAAAAAGGGCCGAGAAUUUUGCUUGGAAAUUACGUUAUGGUAGAUAAUUAAAGCUGAACAUAAUGGCGAGUCUUGAGUAACCUG
Molecule: messenger RNA, 2701 nt
Organism: Acanthaster planci (crown-of-thorns starfish)
Lineage: Eukaryota; Metazoa; Echinodermata; Asteroidea; Valvatida; Acanthasteridae
Product: centrosomal protein 15-like
Source: RefSeq, a predicted model, not a curated record